Messenger RNA from Nematocida minor, 1059 nucleotides. RefSeq lists its product as uncharacterized. The coding region runs from base 1 to 1059 and encodes 352 amino acids. The record is from RefSeq and is a predicted model, not a curated record. NCBI's taxonomy places the organism in Eukaryota, Fungi, Microsporidia. The transcript has a single exon.
AUGAGCGAAGUAAUAGUUACAUUUCGAAACAUGAAAGACAAAGACUUUGUCACACCGCCUAUGCAGGUGCCUGAAGACUUCACAGACGCACAGAUGGAGCAGUUUCUUAACGCAUUCCUCAGCCACGACAAGUCGUAUGCUUUUUUCUACAACGGAGAGCAGAUCCAGAAGAUUCCUUCUGCAGAAAAAGAGCAGACCAUCGAGAUAGAGUUCAUUGCAGUGACGAAAAUUCUAUCAGAGAGCGCAAAAAUAGACGUGAACACGCCAAUUACCUCCAUCUCCAUUCGAAGGAAUCCUGAAAUCCACAUAGACACCGUGGUGAUAUGCAACACUGCAGGAGACACCAAGGAGUACUCGCUCGCCCCUGGGCUUGAGCUCAUCAAAGAGUUCAACUCGUUCAAGCCCAUACGCGCAGUUACUUCAACAGAAAGCGGUAUAUACGUGCUAACAACCACGAAUAAGGUAGUUGACAUCUCAAAAGCAGAGAUAAUCUUUGAAUCUGAGCAGCCAAUUCGGACAAUAAGCAACUGCCAAGAGUAUUUGGCGAUUGGCCUUUCGACAGAUGAGCUUGUCAUUCUAAAGGACAACGAAGAGGUCAAGAGAAUUAAAACCUCGGGAGAAAUAGGAAAAACAAUUUUCAGAGAAAUAGAAGGAGAACUCGUGCUUAUUGCAGCAAUAGUAGUUGGAGUGAUAGAAGUGUACAGGGGCACAGAAUGGAGCAAAACAUCGUACAAACUGCCCACGCCCAUUACAGCAGCUGGAUUUGAAGAUGGCAAGGUGUAUGCCGGAGGACUGGGAGGUACUAUUUUCAUCUGCAGCUUAGAGGGCAUAGAGAAGCAGUACCAGUCGGAUGUUGACUUUAUUUCUCGCAUAGAGUGUGGUACAGUCUUUUUUGGCUACACAAACAAGAACAACAUUCUGAUAAGAGAUAAAGAAAACUACACGGGAACACACAAGAUAGAGCUUGGCGCGCCUGUGGCAGAUAUGAAGAUCUCGGGAAAACGGCUUUUUGUUGCCGAGGGGAACAGUUUGAAAAUAUUUAACAUCUUUGAUGAAUAA